Messenger RNA from Mesoplodon densirostris (Blainville's beaked whale), 387 nucleotides. It is a transcript of the gene LY6D, whose product is annotated as lymphocyte antigen 6 family member D. The record is from RefSeq and is a predicted model, not a curated record. Bases 1 to 387 code for a protein of 128 amino acids. NCBI's taxonomy places the organism in Eukaryota, Metazoa, Chordata, Mammalia, Artiodactyla, Ziphiidae. Gene Ontology annotation, cellular component: cell surface. The transcript has 3 exons. Gene Ontology annotation, biological process: lymphocyte differentiation.
AUGAAGACAACCCUGCUGUUCCUUGUUGCCCUGGCUGUGGCUUCUGGGCCAGCCCAGGCUCUCCGGUGUCACGUAUGCACAAGCUCCACCAACUGUGAGAAUCCUCAGACCUGCCCAGUCAACUCAAACUUCUGCAGGACCGUGACCAAGGUGGAGCCCCUAUCUGGGAACCUGGUGAAGAAGGACUGCGCGGAGUCGUGCAUGCCCAUGAACAGCCUGCAGGGCCAAGUCAGCACGUGGUCCUCGACCACCCUGUGCUGCCAGGUCGACCUGUGCAACGAGAGUCAGCAGAGCGCUGCGCCCGCCCGCGCCCUGCUCACCAGCGCCCCCCUCGGCCUGGCGCUGGCCCUGGGCCUCCUCGCCCUCACCUGGGCCCCCGGCCUGUGA